Molecule: messenger RNA, 1842 nt
Organism: Cladophialophora carrionii CBS 160.54
Lineage: Eukaryota; Fungi; Ascomycota; Eurotiomycetes; Chaetothyriales; Herpotrichiellaceae
Exons: 1
Coding region: 1-1842 (613 amino acids)
Biological process (GO): microtubule cytoskeleton organization; microtubule-based movement
Cellular component (GO): cytoplasmic dynein complex; centrosome
Molecular function (GO): dynein heavy chain binding
Source: RefSeq, a predicted model, not a curated record
AUGUUGACGGCGUCUCAACCCAGUCCCGCCUUUCCUCGCCCGUCCCCAUCGACCACAAACGUUCCCUCCCUCCGCCGCCCGGGCAGCAAAGAUGGCGACAAGCAAGCGAUAUGGGUUCCGAUGCUCAACCGAGCCUCGAAAGGCAAGGAUCUGUCCGAGAAACAACUCAUCGUCCUAGGCGGCACGCCCGACCAACAGCGCGAGUUCCUCGACCACUUGAACCCUCCUAACCUACGCCCUCGGUAUGCCAACAACGACAGAAGGCGGCAGCCACGCACGGCACCGAUAUCAAAUCGCUAUGCACUGGGCUACACAUACCACGAUGUGCUGGACGCGGAUCAGGAGGACGUCCUCGCCAGGCUGAAUGUAUACAUGCUUGCCCAUCCGUCGGCGAGCUUCGCACCGCUGCUCAAGCCGCUUCUCACGGCAAAGACGGUCAAGCACACCUUGAUCACCAUCCUCCUCGACUGGUCAGAUCCCUUGAAAUGGGCCAGGCAACUACGGCAGUGGAUCCGCUUACUCAGGGCCGUGAUCCUGACGUUGGACGAGCAGACGAAGAUAGAAAUGGAAGAGGUCAUAACUGCGUGGAAGGAGAAAAGAGUCGGUCCCGACGCACCUUCUGCACAACUGGGCGGCGGAGGCAAAGACCCCGCCGAGCAAAAGUCGGUCGUACCGCCGGGACCGGGCGAGUGGGAUGAAGGACUAGGGAUUCCACUGUCCGUGGUGUGUAUACAGGCCGAGAAGAUCCAGAACCUGGAGCGAGACUACGGCUGGGGCGAGGAUCAAUUUGACUUCUUGAUGCAGUGGCUCCGCUGCGUGUUACUCAAACAUGGCUCUUCAUUGGUAUACACCGCGACUUUCGACUCAAACAAUGUCCGGACGUUGAUCCAUUCGAGCCUGAGCAUCCACUCGCUCUUGAAACGAGAAGUCGCAAAGCACAACAUUGUCGACCGGGACAAGAUCCUCGUACCUCCGAACUGGGAUUCAUGGGGCAAGAUUCGCAUCUUGAAGGACGGAUUCGACCCCGAGGCCGUGGGGAAUGCGUGGUCCGUCGAGAUCCAGUCACCCCCUGACGAGAAAUUCGAUCUGUUAUCUAGACCGACAGCCGGUUCGGAGCAAGAUCACCCCACGGAAAACGGCGAGGACGCAGACUCAGCUGUACAUCUCUUCGAGUCGACCCUCCGUCAUCCCACCUCUGCGCCCCAGUCCUUCCAGCCACGCUCCCAGGAUGAAACGGUUUCGGUGCCCACCGUGCAAGAGUUCCUCCAAGCCCAAUAUGAAGUCCUUGAGAAACUGAAAGCCGAGGAUGAGAAGGCAGAGCGAAAGUCUCGCAAGGGAGCCCCUGCACCGACGGGGUCUGGUGUGGCAGGAAGUGUUGACGGUGGCAGCGAGGACGUGGGGCCCAAAGGCGUCAGUAAUCCAAGGAUGGCGGAACAUAUCGGCCCAUAUCAGAUUAAUGUGAACGGCAUUGAUUUUGACCCCGAGGAGGCGACAAGGCGGUUAAGGGAACGGGAGAGUGAGCGGCAGAAUGCGAAGAACCUGCCUUCUACGUCCGGUCCAGCGGGGACGAGUACCCCGAUGAGGAGGAUGGGGAGUGAUCUUGGCGGAGGCGGUAGCGAAGGCACACACACUCCUACAGCGAACGCGGCGGGAAAGCAGAGUAACGAGGCGAUGUCGCAGUUCUUUGCCAAUCUGAUCAACAAGAAGGACAAGAGGGCAGCUGGGGGUGCGAACGCCAGUGCCAGCGCCAGUCCCACGCGUGCACCGCAUGGGACUUCCGGUUCGCUUGUCCGGGGCAACAGUUCGAGGGAUAUCGGUGGAGAGGGGAGGAGGGAGAGCUGA